AUGCUAGCUGAGGGACAAAAGCCUUCUUUGUUCCCCUCUACGUUUUCAAAGGGUCAAAAGGAAAAUGAGAUUCUAGAUGUCUCGCUCAAAGGAAAUUCGGAGAAUGUACUUUCCAAGAUAUCCCAAAUUGCCUCCAUGAUCGGCAGAAAGAACACCACUGUGGUGGCAGUCACUGGGGCAGGUAUUUCUGUGAAUGCCGGAAUUCCUGUAAUUUAUGCUUCUUAUGGUUAG
Mitosporidium daphniae is the source of this 231-nucleotide messenger RNA. RefSeq lists its product as uncharacterized. NCBI's taxonomy places the organism in Eukaryota, Fungi, Microsporidia. The coding region runs from base 1 to 231 and encodes 76 amino acids. The record is from RefSeq and is a predicted model, not a curated record. The transcript has a single exon.